AUGAAGCUGUUUUCUUCUAUCACAGCUUAUAUUGUUGAGGAUGAUGGCCAUCGUCUUAUCUGCUCAAGGUUGGAUGGGAGACUCUCUGUAGCUGCAGAACAGGAGGCUCCUCUGGAUGCGGAAGAAAUAUGCGAUGUUAUCGCAGUGCUUGGACGGAUUGAUCUCGAAGGCGUGAACUACUUGCUUUUCGUCAGCGAGUCUACUGUUGUCGCCGAAUUUAACGAGCAUAAUAACAAGCAUGCGAUACACCGUAUCGACAAAGUAAAAGCUCUCCCUUUAGACUCUGAAGAUGUAGGUGCUUCUGCGUCCGUAUCUGCCACAUCUAUAGAUUCUUCGAGCCAUUGUUUGAAGCAUGGAACAGGAAGACUGAUAAAAUUCGUGCAAGACAAAAUUGGCAAUGCACCCAAACAGUUUUCCAUGCUUGAUGAAAUUCUUCGCCUCUUCAAUGAACGUCCGAGCUUUUACUUCUGCCUCAGUCGCGAUAUCACGCAUUGUACGUAUAGGCGUUUUUCGUCGCAACAAACUGGUCCUGAUGAGAGGUUCUUUUGGAAUAAAUUGUUGCUAAAGGAUCUGCUUGAAGACGGUGUUGAUAAAAAACUAGCAGCCAGAUGGAUUAUUCCUAUUAUGCAAGGGAAAAUCUCUUUUGGUAGUUUGGCAAUCGUGGAUGGUUCUCAAGUGAACUCCUCACUCAACAUACUACUUGUUUCUCGACGAUCAGUUUAUCGCGCUGGGAUGAGAUAUUUAAGGAGAGGAAUCGAUUGCGAGUCUAAUGUGGCCAACUUUGUUGAGACUGAGCUAAUUCUUAAUAUAUUUGAUCACCAUCUAUCGUUUGUUCAGGUGCGUGGGUCUGUGCCUAUUUUUUGGAGUCAGAAAGGUUUCAAAUACCGUCCUCCCUUGUCGAUCGAUAGAAAUAUCGAGGAAAGUUUGCCUUACUUCACAACUCACAUGGAAGACCUGUUGCAUAGAUACGGACCACCAUUAGUGGCAGUAAGUCUUGUGGAUCAAACUGGUAGAGAACUACAACUAGCAGCUAACUUUGUCGAACAUUCGGCAAGGAUGGACUGCUCUGAUUUGUACCUUGUCUCAUUCGAUCUUCAUCAGCAUUGCAAGGGACUCAAUUUUGACAAGAUCGGCGACUUGAUUGUUAACAUGGAGAGCCUGUUAGAACAAAUUGGUUACUGUUGGGUUGAUAAAACAGGUGAGAUUGUCAAAACUCAGCGUGGUGUGAUUCGUACCAAUUGUGUGGACUGUCUUGAUCGUACCAAUCUUGUUCAGGCAAGAUUGUUUGGCCCUCUGUGUGAUCCGCCAGAGACUUUAGUGACCCUUCUUCAAAACAUGUGGGCAGAUAAUGGCGACGCAAUAUCUACUCAGUACGCCGGAACUGCGGCGCUGAAAGGAGAUGUCACAAGAAGUGGUGAACGGUGUCUAGCUGGCAUUGUGCGAGAUGGUUAUAACAGUGCAUCUCGCUACUACCUUUCUCAUAUGAGAGAUUCAUCGCGACAGAAAGCAAUCAACGCGCUUCUGGGGUACAAAGAUCAAGGUUCAGAGUCCAUGGUGGAAUCAGAUUCAGAUUCUGAAGAAGACGAGAAUAUCUGUAGGCUAGCAGCCGAGACGGUUAACUUUCUUCUCCCCGUUGGAGAAAUUGUUGUUGGUGCUUGGGCAUUAUGUAAUUUGGAACAAGAUGCGGAAACGAUCGAUACGAUUUUGAUUCUUACCAGAACGAAGAUUUACGUAGCUGUUUAUGAUGACGACUUUGAAAAGCUCAUUGCCGUUAGCAUUCUUCCGCUUGACGAUAUCAGCUCUAUUGAGGUUGGUAAAUCAGGCCGCUCGUCAUGUGUUUACCUACGAGUGACGUGCAACGAUAAUACCUGGACGUGGCGUGCAGGACGAACACGUCUAUUCAAUAAUGUUGCAAUUCGUUUGAAAACUCCCGAUGAAGCUAAUGAAUAUACAGAAUCUAUAGCUGAGCAGGAAAAUUUAGACAAAAACGACCAUCAACCGAUGGAUAAGGAGCCACAGCCUGAGUUCGACACUGAUUCCGUGGAUCCAGUUGACAGUUAUACUUCUCGGGAGGACGCUAUAGAUUUCCGAGAUGAUAUGAAUCGAGACACUGCAUCCACAGCUCCGCCAAUGGUUCUCUGA
This is a messenger RNA of Angiostrongylus costaricensis, 2142 nucleotides long. NCBI's taxonomy places the organism in Eukaryota, Metazoa, Nematoda, Chromadorea, Rhabditida, Metastrongylidae. The record is from the annotation of a GenBank genome assembly.